AUGGAAAACCAGUACUUUCUGAAUGCUGGGGUGUCACAGACACAGCACCCUCUUCACUUUGAACCUUCACCACCACCUUCUUCAGUGCCCUCUUGGCAAUCACUCUCACCCACCAUGGGAAUUCAACCAACAGUUCUGAAUUGUGCCUCUGAGCAAACCCAGGAUUGCUUUUACAACCCCAAUUGGGACAACUCAACAGAUCAUGGACUUCCUCACUUUGAUUCCUCGGCACUGAGUUCAAUGGUCUCAUCCCCUGCAGGAUCAUCCAACCCCAGCAACAACAACAACAACAUGUGCAAUGAGAAUUUCAUCAUCAGGGAAUUGGUGGGGAAAUUGGGAGCUACUGGGAGCUCUGAUGAGAUCCCACAACACUCUCCUCACCCGUUGGUUGUGGCAUCUUCUUACAUGAAUAAUGGGAGUAGCAGCCCCAACACCUCAUGUUACACCACCCCUUUGAGUUCCCCUCCGAAGGUGAACUCUGUCCACAGUUUGGUGAAUGAGAGGUUGGCAAAUUUGGGAGGAAAGUCAAUGGCUUUGAAUUCCAGUGUGGCUGAAUUCUCGGCUGACCCUGGCUUUGCUGAGAGGGCUGCAAAGUUUUCUUGCUUUGGCAGCAGGAGUUUUAAUGAUAGGAGUGUCCAAUUGGGGGUGAACAACGGUGAAUUGGCUCAGAGAUCUACACCAGUAGUGGAAAAUGGCGGAAAGUUAUCUAGAAUCUCAAGUAGUCCAUUGCUCAAAACACUUGGAUCUCAAAUGGGUUCCCAAGAGAACAAGAAUUCUGCAACUCAGGAGCAAGAGAAAAUGGAAGUGGCCAAUUCUCAAGAGGAAUCUACAAUAUCCGAGCAAACACCAACUGGAGAAAUUGGGAUGAAAAUUUGCCAAGAUAUGACGAGUUCCAGGAAAAGAAAAGCAUCUUCCAAAGGAAAAACCAAAGAAAACUCUAUUAAUCCCACCAUGGGAGUUGAUGUAAGUGAGAAUUCAAAUUCAAAGCGUACCAAGCCAAAUGAAGGUGAAGGAAAUGAAAAUGAGCCAAUGAAGGCUGAGGAAGAGUCCAAAGCAGUGGAAGAGAAACAAAACAAAAGCAACUCAAAACCUCCUGAGCCACCAAAAGAUUACAUUCAUGUAAGAGCAAGAAGAGGCCAAGCCACUGACAGCCAUAGUCUUGCAGAACGUGUACGGAGGGAGAAAAUCAGUGAGAGGAUGAAGCUGCUCCAAGAUCUUGUACCAGGUUGCAAUAAGGUCACUGGCAAAGCACUUAUGCUAGAUGAAAUUAUAAACUAUGUUCAGUCAUUGCAGCGUCAAGUAGAGUUCCUGUCUAUGAAGUUGGCUUCUGUUAACACAAGGAUGGAUCUAAGUAUUGAGAGUCUUGUUUCAAAAGAUGUAUAUCAGUCUAAUAAUUCUUUGGCACCAAACCCAAAUCCAAUAUUCCCAUUAGAUUCCUCAGCACAAGCCUUUUAUGGGCACCAGCCUCAGCAGAACCCAGUUAUCCAUAAUAACAUACCUAACAGAACGGUGACCCACUGCUCAGUGGACCCGUUAGAUACUUCCUUGUGCCAAAAUCUUGCCAUGCAAUUACCCCCCCUAAAUGGGUUUAAUGAAGGUGGCUCUCAGUUUCCAUUAACAUUCUGUGAGGAUGAUCUGCACACCAUUGUGCAGAUGGGAUUUGGCCAAACUGCAAACUGGAAAACACCAAUACAAUCCCCAAGUUUCAACGGUUCAAAUAAUGUACCCCAGAUGAAAGUUGAGCUCUGA
This is a messenger RNA of Sphenostylis stenocarpa, 1749 nucleotides long. The record is from the annotation of a GenBank genome assembly. Lineage: Eukaryota; Viridiplantae; Streptophyta; Magnoliopsida; Fabales; Fabaceae.